AUGCCAGAGAUUGACGUCGGCUCACAGAUUUUUGAUGUUGUCUUUCACCCGACAUUCGCGACGGUCUACACCGGUCUUCUGAACGGACAUGUCAAGGCUUUCGCUUACAACGAGCAAGGAAAGGAGCAGGCGGCAUUCUCAGUACGGCCUUCAAAACGGUCGUGUCGUGGUUUGUCGAUUAAGCACGAUGGAACGCAUCUUUACGCUGUGGGGAAGGCAAAGGCGUUGAAGUACAAUUUUAUUUCUGGGCUCAUCAUCCGUUGCAGUGUCAUUGAUACGGCCACAGCUCAAAUCAGUACUCGACCAGGAGCGCACGAUUCCACAAUCAACCGCGUCAAGUAUUUGAUGCCAUGGCUCAUAUCGACGGGUGAUGACGACGGUGUCAUAAAGCUAUGGGAUCCCAGGCAGCAGGAGUGCGUCCGAGAAUAUACCCAACAUUUCGACUAUAUCACCGAUUUUUUGUGGCUGGACGAUAAAAAGCAGCUGGUCGCGACGAGUGGGGAUGGAACGCUAUCCGUGAUGGACGUACGAUCCAAGAAGCCAGAGCCUUUUGCCCAAUCGGAAGACCAGGAUGAUGAAUUGCUCUCCAUUGUUGCUAUCAAGGGGCAUUCAAAAAUAGUUGUCGGAACACAACUUGGUAUUCUAUCCAUCUUUAACCGCAGCAAAGGGUGGGGAGAUUGUGUCGAUCGUGUACCUGGACAUCCACUAUCAAUAGACGCGCUCUGUAACCUGCCUCCCGGACUACCGAACGUAGAUCCUACGAGCACAGUGCUCACUGGGUCUUCGGACGGUUAUGUCCGAGCUGUCCAGAUUUUGCCCACGAAACUGUUGGGUGUGGUAGCCGAUCAUGGAGAAUGGCCAAUUGAAAGAAUCGCAGUUGGAGGUGGCUGGUGGGUCGGGAGUGUGGGCCAUGAAGAUCUGUUGAGGAUGACAGACCUGGAAGGCUUUUUCUUGGAUCAGAGUGAGGACAAGGAGCUGAAGGGUGCGCUGGGAGUCACCAAUGAAAAUGAACAGAGCGACGAAGAUGAGGAGAUGGAUGUGUUGGGAAACGAUGCAGGACACCCUGAAGUUGACGGAUCUGGCUCUUCGAGUUCGGGCGAAUCAAGCGAAGACUCGGAGGCAUCGGACGGAGAAACGCCACAAGCCAAGCAGCGAAAACGAAAAAUAGAGCAAAAGCCAUUAGAUGUAGACAAGCCAAAGGGCAGGAAUGAGAUAGACGUCGAGAAUGCAUUUUUCGACGAGCUCUAA
This is a messenger RNA of Laccaria bicolor S238N-H82, 1248 nucleotides long. RefSeq lists its product as uncharacterized. The record is from RefSeq and is a predicted model, not a curated record. Bases 1 to 1248 code for a protein of 415 amino acids. NCBI's taxonomy places the organism in Eukaryota, Fungi, Basidiomycota, Agaricomycetes, Agaricales, Hydnangiaceae. The transcript is spliced from 8 exons. Gene Ontology annotation, molecular function: protein binding.